AUGUCAGAACUUCGCCAGCGGCAGCCCGCCUCGGCAACCAAGCGCAAAGAAACCACGCCACCGCGACCGCAAGACACCGAAGACCAUGGCAUCAGCGUCCUAGACAUAAUCCGCGUCCUCGCCACACUGAUCCUCGCAACGCUCGGCACAUCCUACUACAUGACAAAUGGCGAGUCAUUGCUCUUCGGAUAUCGACCAUGGUAUACACGAUGGCCAGUCGUGAAGCAGUACAUUAGCGGUCCUGUCAUGCUUACACCUGCACAACUCUCCCUCUACGAUGGGAGCGACGAGUCUCUACCCAUCUACGUAGCCGUUAAUGGCUCUAUCUUCGAUGUCUCUGCGAACCCCGCCAUGUACGGUCCUGGUGGAGGAUACCAUUUCUUUGCGGGCCGAGAUGCUACGCGCGCCUUUGUGACGGGGUGUUUCAAGGAUGAUCUGACGCCGGAUCUGAGUGGUGUUGAGGAGAUGUUCAUGCCUAUUGAGGAUGUGGAGGAGCAGUUAACUUCUGCAGAGAGGAAAGUGCGGCGGGAACGGGAGAUGAGGCAUGCGAAGGCGCAGAUUGCGAAGACAGUUGCGCGGUGGGAGAGGUUCUUUGGGAAUUCUAAGAAAUAUUUCCUGGCGGGGAAGGUGAUUGGGGUUCAAAGGGAGGCGGAGGAUGGGAAGCGGGUGCUUUGUGGUGCGGCGCAGAAUCAAAGACCGAAAAGGAGUGAGAUGGAUGGGGCUGUUUAG
Penicillium odoratum is the source of this 729-nucleotide messenger RNA. RefSeq names its product putative heme/steroid binding domain protein. NCBI's taxonomy places the organism in Eukaryota, Fungi, Ascomycota, Eurotiomycetes, Eurotiales, Aspergillaceae. The record is from RefSeq and is a predicted model, not a curated record. Gene Ontology annotation, cellular component: endomembrane system; membrane. The transcript has 2 exons. The coding region runs from base 1 to 729 and encodes 242 amino acids.